Molecule: messenger RNA, 3528 nt
Organism: Asterias rubens (European starfish)
Lineage: Eukaryota; Metazoa; Echinodermata; Asteroidea; Forcipulatida; Asteriidae
Product: beta-mannosidase-like
Exons: 17
Coding region: 219-2897 (892 amino acids)
Biological process (GO): glycoprotein catabolic process; carbohydrate metabolic process
Molecular function (GO): beta-mannosidase activity
Source: RefSeq, a predicted model, not a curated record
ACCCAUUGGUCAAUAGAGGGCGUUCAUCAUGUAAAUAAUAAGGCGCUUCACACGAAAUUCAACAACAAGGACAUCAUUUGGUCAUCAUUUUGGGGGAUUUUUUAAGUUGAGCAGUGGCAAAAUAAGAGCUGGAGGUCGUCUAUUUUUAUCAGGAUAGGCUAGCAUUGAAUGAAAGGGUCAUACAUAGUUGUGCACUACACCGUCAACAAGCAUCCGCAAUGCGUCUCAAGUACCUUGGAUUGAUUAUUGUACAUUUAGUCAUUUCUACCAGAGCAGAAGUUAAAGUUGACCUUGGCGGACUUUGGGCACUUACAAAUGCAAAUAGAAGUAUUUCAAUACCGGCCACUGUACCUGGCGGUGUCUACACAGCCUUGCAGUCAGCGGGUAUAAUUAACGACCCCUAUACAGAGUACAAUGAUGUCUUGUACCGCUGGGUGGCCUACGACAAUUGGAUUUACACUCGCACAUUCAGCGUAACGUCAAAGCAGCUCACUCCAAAGAAUGUCCGUCUCAUCUGUGAGGGCCUGGACACCAUCUCUCUUAUCACAGUCAAUGGCAAGACGAUUGGCAGAUCCAAGAACAUGUUCAUCCGCUACGAGUUUGACUUGAAGGGUGUGCUCAAGGAAGGAAACAACACAAUAUCCAUCGCCUUCCAAUCUGCAAUCACCUACGCUCUCGACAAAUGGAAAGCCCACAAAGCGUACGACAUUCCCCCCGACUGCCCGCCAGAUGUCCAGCAUGGCAUUUGCCAUCCAAAUUUCAUCCGUAAGGAGCAGUCGUCCUUUGCAUGGGACUGGGGGCCUGGGUUUGCUUCUCAGGGUAUUUGGAAAGAUAUCCGUAUCGAAACAUUUGACUGUGCAGUCAUCAGAGACGUUGUUGCCACAGCAAUUCCUUUCACUGAUUUACAUUUGACGCCCUGGUCUAUCAAAGUGACAGCCUUCUUUGAGCUUGGCGCUUCCGUCUCUUGUCCAGGAAUCUUACAGGCUGUCUUCAAAGUCUUGAAUGUCAGCCAUUCUGAAACGGUCAAGCUGACCAAACAGAAUACCAACUUCUCCAUGAAGUUUCAAGUUCCAAAGGCAAAGACAUGGUGGCCUGCUGGCUUUGGGGAUCAGCAGCUUUAUCAACUGCAAGUCUCGUUGUCUAAUGGAGGUAGAUCAUCUAAUGAUCAAGACUCGUCGAUCAAAUCACUGCUGUUUGGGUUCCGCCGUGUAGAACUUGUUGAGAAGAGUGUAACUGAUAUUAAAAAUGAGACUGCAGGUCUGUCGUUCUUCUUCAACAUCAACAAUCAACGCACUUUCAUCAAAGGGGCCAACUGGAUCCCCGCAGAUGCAUUCCAGGAGCGCGUGUCUCGCCCGCGGCUGGAGCGUCUUCUACAGUCUCUUGUAGACGCUAACAUGCACGCCACCAGGGUGUGGGGAGGCGGUGUGUACGAGCAGGACGCCUUCUAUGAAAUCUGCGAUGCGCUGGGUAUCGUGGUGUGGCAGGACUUCAUGUUUGCCUGCGCUAUGUAUCCGGUGGAUGAAGAGUUUCUUAGCAGUGUGAAGUCGGAGGUCAUUCAGCAGACAAGACGUCUUGCGAGUCAUCCUUCCAUUAUUGCAUGGAGCGCUAAUAAUGAAAACGAAGUCGCCCUCAGACAAAACUGGUAUGGGACAGCCAAUAAUUUCUCGCUGUACCAGAAAGAUUUUGUCACCCUGUACAUCAACACAAUCUUGGACGCUGUGAGAGAGAACUCUAAGUUGCCCGCUGUCAGUUCCAGUCCAUCCAACGGGCCUGAGAGUGAAGCCGAAGGAUGGGUCGCCCAGGACCCUACCGACCCUCAUUAUGGUGACGUGCACUACUACAAUUACAACGAUGACUGUUGGAAUACGUCAAUAUAUCCCAAGCCGAGGUUCGCAUCGGAGUACGGCUUUCAAUCAUGGCCCUCGCUUGAAACGCUGAGGCAAGUUUCCAAGGCAGGUGAUUGGUCGAUGGAUAGUAACUUCAGCAUGCAUCGACAGCAUCAUCAAAAUGGUAACAAGCAGAUGAUGGAUCAGAUCACCCGGCACUUUGUCGACUCUACAUCCCGUAAUACAACCCAACGUUUUAUGGACAGAAUUUACCUAACUCAGAUAUCACAAGCUCUCUGCUACAAGUAUGAGACGGAGCACUAUCGCCGACUCCAGACCACCCUAGUAGACGGUGAGGGUAUGACAAUGGGGGCGGUAUACUGGCAGCUCAACGACAUCUGGCAGGCACCAUCUUGGGCGUCCAUUGAAUAUCAAGGCAAAUGGAAAAUGCUUCACUACUACGCCAAAGAUUUCUUUGCUCCACUUCUAGCGUCCGGCGUAGAAGAUAACGGUGUUCUGUCCGUCUAUGUGAUCACCGACGUACACCCGAUCUUGAAUGGCACUUUGAACAUCUCUGUGUGGUCAUGGGCUAGCCAGACUCCGCUGAAAUCAUGGCAGUUUCCUUUUAAGCAGCAUGUCCGGCAAAGUGCAGUGGCAUAUUAUGUUCGCAAGACGGCAGACAUCUUGUCGGAAGCUAACUGCCCCAAGAGAGAGGCGUGCUUCUUGACGUUCCAAGUCACUGGCAUCACACCAUCUUUAACGUCGCCGUUAAACCCUUACUUCUUAACAUCAUUCAUCAAGGCUGUGGGACUGAAACAACCAAAAAUUGCUCAUUCCGUCUUGCAAAUUGAAGGAGACACUUUCUCAAUCCAGCUGAGUAGCCCAGCCAUUGCUCCCUUCGUCUGGCUGGAAGCUCCUGGACUCCAGGGUCGCUUCUCGGACAAUGGUUUUCUGAUGGUAGAGGGGUUGCACACAGUGGAAUUCUACGCAUGGACGUCAACGACUUUGGAAGAACUUAAGCAGUCCCUAACUGUGAAGUCGCUCUUAGAUAUUUAUAACGACGAAGAAUAAUUAUAAUAAGAUCAUAAAUUUUGCUUUUAAAGCGCAUGGCUCAAAUUAUAGGGAGGCCACGAAGGCCAUGGGCAAUGUUGCCCUGGUCUUUGCCUUGGUGUCCUUUCAAUCGUUUCCCAUGUCAUAAAUUAUGCUUAUAAAACGCAUACCUAAAAUUGUAUGGAGGCCACAAAGGUCCCUGUUGCCCUGGUCUUGGCAUUAGUGCCCUUUCAAUCGUUUCCCAUAGGCCCUAAGAUUUUCCCAAUGGAAGUGCCCCCAGCAAAAUGAAAAUGGUCUUGCCCUCUCAACGACUCCCGUUGACCGUAAGUUGUAGCCCUCACCACGUUCAACCUUGAGAUGUCGGGCGAUAUCUCAUUAAAAAAUGUUUUAUUGGAUAUUGGAGCGAGGUUUGCCGUACGGUGGUUUAACCACCAUGUAUGGACAAACAUUGUACUCAGUGUUUUGUUUUAAUAGUUUUUGCUUUCUAUUUCACUUCAAAAGUGUGUUUAAUUUUUUUUUGAAAAAAGAAAAAAACCUAAUAAAUAUAAAUUAUGUAAUCUUUGUCUAUCAAGUCUAUAUCAUGUGCAAACGUUUUUGUUUUUGUCAUUUUAUAAAAUUUUCUUUGAAAAAGUGUUAAUUCAUAAAAUAAUCA